This is a messenger RNA of Actinia tenebrosa (Australian red waratah sea anemone), 2293 nucleotides long. RefSeq lists its product as uncharacterized. NCBI's taxonomy places the organism in Eukaryota, Metazoa, Cnidaria, Anthozoa, Actiniaria, Actiniidae. The record is from RefSeq and is a predicted model, not a curated record.
CAGACUAGAGGGACACGCACGAGUCAAAUCAUUCAAAGUAUUGUAGUGGACCUAAAACUAUGUGAAAUGGAUGUUGAAAGCGAACCAGUUUCAUUAGAAACAAACCCAGAGAGCUCAGCAGAUGAAAUUCCUGUGAAACAAGACAAUGGACACAGCAUUGAAGACCAAAUUCAGUCGCGGAAACGCCCAUUGAGAGACAUAUCUACUGGAUUUACCAAAGCAGUUAUCAUCUGCAACUCGUCAGAGCUUACAAAAAGCGAAGCUAACACAUACAGACCCAACAACAUCGUCAUAGAAUUGCUCAAGAAGAAUCCAAUGAGAUAUGGAAAAUUUACCUUCAAGAAGUUUACAUCAGAAGGGGAAAUAAGAGAAGGACUAAGCUUAAGAUUCACGAUCCUAAAAAACAAAAAAUUUUGGUUUGCCUCCGCUGAUCAGUAUGGGAAGUUGAAUUUUCGUGACAUGGAAGAAUGGUCGGGGCGCAACCUGCGUCGAUGGCUGCCUGGAAGUUCAGCUAUGUAUAUUAUUCUUGAGAAUUCCCAAAUUGACAACGAAAGGGAAUCACGGUCGAGUUCAGACCUGUCUAAAGACGCCCCAUACAGUGGUAUAUCUUGUACAACGGUACGAGCCGGCACUUCAACUACAACACCAGUAUCUUGGCAUGAUAAUAACUCCCAAAGAGCCUUGCUGGACUUUCUAUCGUCGUCUGAAAAGUCGAAGUUGUGCAAUACUCAAAAAAUGAAGAUGUUUGCUAUCAAUGCUGGACAGCAAGAAUCGAGACCUCAAAAUGAGUCAUCAAAAUCGCCCGCUCGACUGGACUUGCGCACUCUAGCUUUACAUACGAAGAAUGAACGAACUGACUUGGAAUCUCGACUUGUUUUAAGAAGACAGCAUAGUUUUUCAAGCAAGGAAACAUCGACUCAUGAAGCUUCUUUUUCACCAAAGCGAAGAAGGUUUCAUAUGUCUCAGAGUGUGCCAUGUUUUGCUAGGUUAACAGGAAAUAAUAAACCCUUUAUAGGUGAUAAAAAUUUAGAAAAUUUAGAUAAAAAACUAGAACAUCAUAUUUUAGAAAACAAAAGAGGAAAAAAUGACGUUGCGCAGUCCUCUCACGAAACCAUGAAUACACUUUCAAGAACGCUUUAUGAAAAUUCUCCAGAAAAACACACCAAGUUGAUUUCUAAAAAACCUUUUAUUCCAAAAGAUAGUAAUCUUGGACCAAGAGCAAGCUCCAAUGAAUCCUUAGAAAGUAUAGGAGAAAAUAAGGAAUCAACGCAUUCAUCUCCUCGGGAAAGUCCUCAAAGGAUCACGAAUUACCCCGAUGCUUCUAGAAUACCUGGAUUUUUUCAGCCAUAUUACUUGGUUCCCGAUCCUCGUACAGUAUUGGGGCGUAGACCAACAUCUGAUGAACAAAAAGAAACAGAAGAAAAAGUUUCCAGUGGGGUUUCAUGUGCUGAUAGGGUCUCUCCCAUACAAGCAAUUUACGUCCCCAGCACAGGCUUCUACCCAUGGGGACAAAUCAACCAAGGAAGCGCAGCGCACUUACCGGAUAAGGGACCUGGUCAGGUUGCUUUUGUACCUUUUGAAGUGUUACCCUAUUCAACUAGUAGAAAGUUGUUCCCUGGUGUUACCUCGACAAACAUAGACAGGAACUACGAGACAUCUAGACAAGAGGUACCAGACCUGAACAAGAUCGACCAAAGGAGCUUAAAAGAAACUCACUCACACGAAGUAAAAGAAGAAAAACAAAUCCCAGAGAAAAAGACAAACGGUCCAUUGAUAGAAAACUCGGAGGUUUCCAUGGAAACAAGCCCAUUUGAACUGAAUGACACUAAAAAGAUUAAAGAUAAAGAUCUGGUUCAAAAAUUCCUCGAAAUGCCGUCCAGAAUAGACGAAAGCCGAAUUAAAGAAGGUAAAGAUUUGAAGUAUGAUUGCGAAAUGUUUCCCAGUUCUGGACCUUGCAAGGGCGGACAGUCGUUCGUUGUUGUUCUAAAUCACCCGCUAGAAGAAGACUUCGAUCAAGCUACUUUUCGCGCCAAAUUUAACGACCACACUUCGUUGGUGAAGCUGACGCGUGUUGAUCGUUCUACCCUUAAGGGAAAAGCUGUUCCAGAGUCGUCAGAGUCAGGUCACGUGACUGUUCGGGUCGAGGCAGAUGGUCAUCUUAUCGGCUGCACGUCCUUUAUUUACGAAGAUGGUUUUGCCGAUGGGCUAAGAAAAGUGAUGUUUUCUGGUGAAAAUGGUGAAAUGAUGCUACGAUUCAUGACUGCUUCUGAAAAUGAAAGACAUGAAUUGCAGG